Molecule: messenger RNA, 1741 nt
Organism: Protopterus annectens (West African lungfish)
Lineage: Eukaryota; Metazoa; Chordata; Ceratodontiformes; Protopteridae
Product: zinc finger protein OZF-like
Exons: 3
Coding region: 1-1689 (562 amino acids)
Biological process (GO): central nervous system development; regulation of transcription by RNA polymerase II
Cellular component (GO): nucleus
Molecular function (GO): DNA-binding transcription factor activity, RNA polymerase II-specific; RNA polymerase II cis-regulatory region sequence-specific DNA binding
Source: RefSeq, a predicted model, not a curated record
AUGGCUGAUAUAGGAUUGAGUUUAUGGUUUGGAGCUGAGAGAGAAGGAGAAGUUGGGGCAGUUCGAGCCAGCUUAAGUAUCUUAGUGAGAGAGAGUGAUUACAACAUUCCAUUGUAUGAACUUCUGUUACUUCUUAUGAAAGUUGAAACAAUUCCAGCUGCUGAGACUGAAGGAAGAGCAACAAUGCAACAAGCACAACUUCCUGGUAACAGAACCAGCAUCACCAGCAAUGGAGAAUUCAAUGUCAUCCAGGGUCUGCAGUCAUCCUAUUGGAAACUGUCUGAUGCAGAAUGUGACCGAGCUCUUCCUGAUGAGAUGCUUAUCACAAGGCAAGACCCAGUGAAGAUGGAAACUAGACGUGAUAACUGUAGGCAAAGUAAUGAGGACUUUGGCAUGAAAACAGAAUUAGAAAUGCAUCUGCAAACUCAUGCAGAGGAAAUGCCAUGCAGCUGGCUUAACCAUAGCAACAGUCUAACAUUAUAUAGUAGCAGUGUAACUGAUCAUCUAAAUGACAGUGGGGAAAGGCCAAACAAUACCUCACCAACGCAUAGACAAAUACUAAUUAGGCAGGCUUUGUAUAAAGAUGUUACAAUUGCCAAAGGUUUUACAGAUAGAAAAAAAUUAGCACUACAGAAUAUUAUUCAUACGGGUCAGAAUCCCUUUACCACAUGUGUCAAAAGUUUUACACAGAAUAAUGACAUGCCAAUACUUAAUAAUGUCCAGGUUUGGCAAAAUCAUCAGACUAUCCACACUAGCCUACUACGCUGUGAAUGCACCACAUGUGACAAGAGUUUUGCAUACAAAGGCAAUAUGUUGAAUCAUCAGAUACACUGUGGGCAGAAGCCAUAUAAAUGUACCACAUGCGACAAGAGUUUUGUACGAAAGGGAAAUCUGGCCCAACAUCAGAGGAUCCACAAUAGCACAGAAGUCUAUAAAUGUGCCAUGUGUGAUAAGAGCUUUGUAUACAAAAGCAAUUUGGUGACUCAUCAGGGGAUCCACACUGGGUGGAAAACAUUUAAAUGUACCACAUGUGACAAGAGUUUUAUAAGAAAGAACCAUCUGGCACUUCAUCAGAAGAUGCAUACAGGGCAGAACCCAUACAAAUGUGCCACGUGUGACAAGAGUUUUAUAAGGAAGAACCACUUGACAUGUCAUCAGAAGAUGCAUACAGGGCAGAACCCAUACAAAUGUGCCACGUGUGACAAGAGUUUUGUGUACAAAGGCAGCAUGUUGAGUCAUCAGAUACACUGUGGGCAGAAGCCAUAUAAAUGCACCAUGUGUGACAAGAGUUUUUUACGUAAGAUUCACAUGGUAACACAUCAAUAUGUCCAUAGUGAGCAGAAACCAUAUAAAUGCACCACAUGUGACAAGAGUUUUGUAUGGAAAAGCGGUUUGGUGACUCAUCAGUGGGACCACAUUGGGCAGAAGCCAUAUAAAUGUUCCAAGUGUGACAAGAGUUUUAUAAUGAAGAACCGAAUGGCACUUCAUCAGAUGAUACAUACAGGGCAGAAAUCAUACAAAUGUAGCAUGUGUGACAAGAGUUUUGUAUACAAAGGCAGGAUGUUGAGUCAUCAGAUACACUGUGGGCAGAAGCCAUGUAAAUGUACCACGUGUGACAAGAGUUUUGUAUACAAAAGAAGUAUGAUGAUUCAUCAGGGGCUCCAGAGUGGGCAGAAGUGGGGGUCCUGAUGGAGAGAUGAAAAGUCAGCAAGCUAAGGAGAGUAGUAGUGCUGAAAUUGAA